This is a messenger RNA of Notodromas monacha, 381 nucleotides long. Lineage: Eukaryota; Metazoa; Arthropoda; Ostracoda; Podocopida; Cyprididae. The record is from the annotation of a GenBank genome assembly.
AUGGCGUCGGCAGGAGUGAAAUUUGGUGGUGCCGUGAGGGAAGUACGGAUUCACUUGUGCCAGAAGUGUGAAGGCAGCAAAGGUGUGCGAGAUUUUUUGACGAAGGACUACGUCGGAAUCAAGAAAGCUAAUCCGAAUUUUCCUAUUCUUGUUCGAGAAUGUUCAGGCGUCGUCCCAAAGAUUUGGGCCCGAUUUGAUCGAGGGAAGGAGAAGGUGGUUGUGGUGGACAAAAUGACACAAGAUCAAGUCAAGAUUGCCUUGAUCAGUGUUACCCGCCAGUGAUAUUCAUUCGACCCCUGUGUUUAGUUGCGGGUUUUCUAGAUUGCAUAGUUACACGUCGUUCAAUUAAAAAUGAAUUUGAUCCUUGUGUGUUCCAUCUUA